Molecule: messenger RNA, 738 nt
Organism: Clonostachys solani
Lineage: Eukaryota; Fungi; Ascomycota; Sordariomycetes; Hypocreales; Bionectriaceae
Source: the annotation of a GenBank genome assembly
AUGGAGCCAGACUUUAGUGACGGAACAGUCCCUCUGGAUGACGCUUUUGCGGAGGUCGUUGAGUUUCAUGGUCGAAUGUACCAAAAGUAUGCCUUAUCUAACAGGACAUAUUUCUCACCGGUGGAUGAGAGAGAGACAGCGCGGCUCGAGCAAAUGCAUCGUAUCUUUAACCAAGUGUUCGACAAUCGGCUGAUAUUCCCCCCCGUUGCCUCUCCGCGCAGAGUUCUUGACCUCGGCUGCGGAGGCGGUGAUUGGGCAUCAGCCGUAGCUGAAGAACUUCCGAGAGCGUCGGUCCUGGGAAUCGAUGCCAGUCCACAUAUGUUGCCGGAAGAUCCCCCAGACAACCUCGAGUUACAAGUAGACGAUUUGAACGCAAGAUUCACAUUCCAAUCGGAUCGAUACGAUAUUGCCCAUAGUCAAAUGGUUGCAGGAGGGAUCCAUGCAGAUCGCUGGGAGAGCUAUAUUCGGGACAUAUUUCGUGUCCUCAAACCGGACGGGUGGUGUCAGAUGGUCGAGAUAUAUUUCAACGCUCAAUCCGACAAUGGAAGAUUAACUCGGGACCAUGCACUCUCGAAAUGGUCAAGAAAUUACUUGCAAGGAGUACAGCCGUAUAAGAAUCCCCGGGCUCCAUUACAAAUCGCCAACUGGAUGCGCAAUGCCGGCUUCACGGAGGUUGAGUCGAAACUGCUGGUACUCCCCAUGUGCGGCUGGUCAAGCAGUAAGUUCCCGGUGCCAUGA